AUACAUGACGUUGUAUCACAAACGUGGCAAUCACAAAGUUACGUCGGUCGCGCUGGACGUGGCCUUUAAAUUUUCAAGUGUACGGUUAUUUUUUUCAAUUAAUGUAAAAUGGCAAAAGAGAACAAAUUAAUCUCAAAAAUACCGCUACCCAUGGACCCUUUGCCGCCUAUACCAACGACUGCUUUAAAAAGAACCAAUUCUGUGAAAGUUGAACGUCAGCCAUUGGAAACUAUAUAUCACGAACCGGCAAAUCAAGGCAAUUCGCAACACAAGGGUGCAAUUCACAAGAAGAUUGUAAGGAUUUUGAAAAGAUCGAACAGUGCUGUGAAUAAAAUUGACGCAAAACAUGUGACUUUACGGCAAAAAAGUGACGACUUGGACUGGAAUUACAAAGUAUUUAAUGACAUAAUCGAUGACAAAAACAAAGGUACCUUGGAUAUCCCAAAAGACGGAGCAAGCAAGGCUCUGACUCCCGCCAUCAAGACAGCAGAGCCGUCCAGGGUGAGGAAUAUCAAAAGAAGCCUCAAACGACCCCACAGUCGGGAACUACAGGGUAUCUCUCCAGCUGUGAGAGACGACAAGGGAGAAGAGAAACACAAACGACGAUUAGUAUUUGACCGAUUUGAACAGUCGACAGAUUUCUGGUUAAACGCAUACGCGAAUAGUUUGAAUGAGACUUACGCUCCACAUGUGUUUUACUACUUGAUGAGGAAAGAAGAAAUGUAUGAAGUGCCAAAAAUAGCUAGCGAUGCGCGUACCUGUAUCAUGGACUGGCUUGUGAAAGUGAACGGCGCGGAAGGAAACCCAGCAACAGUGCAAACAGCGGCGUGGUACUUCGACUACUUGUUCACAGUCGCCCGCGCUCCAAUAGACAUGCUACAAAUGUUGGCUACGGCUUGCUAUUGGAUAGCACUGAAGGUCCAGGGCAAUGUGCUGACCUCAAGGACACUGAUUCGCGCCGCCAACCACGCUUUCGACGUUAAACAACUGAUUCACACCGAGAGAGCUGUAAUUACCAAAUUGAAGUUUCCAGUCCAUCCAGUAGUGGCACAGGAUUAUAUAUCAUAUAUGUCGUGGGUGUGCGAUGCAUCUAACUAUAUGGAACUUGAGACAGCAGCCACUUUGCUACACAUGGCCUUCCUGGUGGCAGAUAAACGGGUAUCCACACACUUACCGUCAUUCUCCGCUGCUGCAUCUGUUACAAAUGCCCUGUAUUUGCUGAGGAAAACGGAUUUGCUGCCAAAACUCGAGAAGAAUAUUGUAUACAAAGCAGCGUCGAGGAGGGAACCUAACUUCGAAAUCAUGUGCCAGAACCAACGGCACGCGCUUCAAAGAAUUUCAUCACCGUGUUACAAGUACAAAGCACUUCUAAAAUACUCGAAAGACCGUAUUUUGACAGAGAAAAUUUUGUCUAUUGUAAAUAAAUUUUAGCUCUAAGAACUUUAGACCAGCCGCAUACACUCGUUUUCCGUAUUGGUUUCCAAAUGCAUUAAUAACCGACUUCAAAAAAAAACGAGGAGGUUCUCUUCGACGCGUAUGUUUUUUUUAUGUUUGUCACCGCAUUACUUAGUCAUUUCUUAACCAAUUAUAUUUCUUUUUUGCUUGAAAAAGUAUAAUUUCAGAUUGGUCCCAAUUAAUUUUCAUGAAAAUCGGUUCAGUCAUUUUGUGUUAAAAUGAAAAUAACGAAAUUGCUCGUACGUAACAGUACGGGCCAUUUUUUACUAAUACCGAAGAUUUCAGAAGGUAGCUAAUACGAUGUUAUUUUUCGCUUUUUAGUUUAGUUUUUGUGAUUUUGAAGUCGGUUAAAUUUUUUUGUUAAAAAGAUUUUAUUUCGAUUUGGAAUUUCGUGAGACUACCGCAGACCGCGUUUUGUCUCAUUCGGAAUGUAUUAUUAUCGCUAGGGCGUUCGGAAUGUUUAUCCGUUACGAGUAUCUACGCGCGGAUUAUGUUCCGUCUGGAAAAAAAGGAGAUACAUUUGCGUCAUUAAUUUAUAUUACAUUGCAUGGUUUUCCGAACAAGGGAAACGGAUUCGGAAAAACGAAUGUAUGCGGCCGGCCUUAAUCAGUGAAUUAGUUAAUAAGAAAAAAUACUAUAAGAAUUUUAAAUGUUUGAUAUAGUUUAUUUAAUUAUGGAAGAAACUAGCGGAUGCCCGCGACUUCGUUCGCGUGAAACUCGAUGUAAACUUUCAAAUACCUCUACCCUACCCCUACCCUACCCCUAUACCCUACCCCUACCCUACCCCUACCCUACCGCUAUUCUACCCCUACCCUACCCCUAUCCUCCCCCUACCAUACCCCUACCCUACGCCUACCCUACCCCUACCCUACCCCUACCCUACCCCUACCCUACCCCUACCCUACCCCUACCCUACCUCUACCUUACGUUGAAAUUUUUCCUGAAUUUUCUUUGCUAUAAACCUCACGGAGCCCGAGACCUUUUCAACGAAUGCAAAACCGUGGAAAUCGGUUCGUGCGUUCUGGAGUUAUAGCGUCAGGAAGGAAAACCCGACUUAUUUUUAUAUAGUAGAUUACCACUACACCGAGCCAAACAGCACCGUACUGGUAUUGUACAGACGAAAAGAAGAAGAAGAAGAUUUUUUUUGGUAAUUUAAAACUAAGCUUUUAUUAUAAUAAAAAAUAAAAAAAAGCACACUGACCAAAUAAAGGUCUCCCACUGAGCAUUAAGGGGCAGGUAGCUGAGGCGCUGGUUACAGUUAAGAACAGAUAAAAUAAAGAAAAUUAUUAAGUCAAAUUUCAAGAAGAAGAAGAAGAAAUUUUUGGUAUUUUUUCUUUUGUUAUAAUAAAAAAAUAAGAAAAAGCGCACUGACCAAAUAAGGGUCUCCCUCUCAGCAUUAAGGGGCAGGUAGCUGAGGCGCUGGUUACAGUUAAGAACAGAUAAAAUAAAGAAAAUUAUUAAGUCAAAUUUUAAGUUAAAACUAAAAGCCUAGCAUAGCGAGAGCGUCUAAUGAUCAGACCUUCGCCAGACCAAAAUAAAUAAAUCAAUAAAAAAUCUUUGUAAUUCAAUAAAACCUGAAAGAGUCUCAACAUGCCCUUACCCUAAAAUACCAUAAGUCAUAUUCUGAGCUUUGGAUUAUGGUGACUUUGGGAGGUAGUAUGCAGGCUUCAAAAUUCCAACGAUAUAAAUUUUCGCCAGCAUAAUGCGGAUAAUAAUUUUUCGAGCUUUUCUUCUCUUUCCUUACUUACUUACGUUUUCUGUAAAAAAAACAAGCGGAUUGCAGGGAGCCGCUGGAUGCUGGCGGCUCGAGACCGUUCAUAUAAGAGGCGAGGCAUAAAUCCAGCAGUGGAAGUCCAUCAGCUGAUUAUGAUGAUGAUGAUGAUAGUGGUUGUUAAGGAAUUUAAUAUUAUCACCCUAAGCCUAUUUACCGGAUCUAAACUUUUAAUGUAUUUUUUCCGAAUAAUAUAACAAACGACGUUUCUAGUCGACACUUAUCUUUGGUCUUCAGGAAGCAUGAGCUGAUGAACUUUCAGCUUUUAUAAAAUGUCGAAGGUCUGGCCCUACAGGCGCGCUCUAACGCCGCGACCUCACUUAAAACUUUAUAUUUUCUUUUAUUUCUUGUAUAAUGAUCAUGCUGUCUACUAUUAUUAAUAACUAAAAUUAACAUUAUAGCAUUAGUAAAAUUACUCGUGCUACAAUGGUCUUCAUUACAUGACAGUGGCAAUAAACUAUUUUAUUUUAACUAGAUACCUAUACAAAUUAUGACAUGUUCCUUUAUUUACCUACAUUUUCUUCCCUUUAUGUCAACCACUGACGAUCAAUACGAUGUGCAUGACAUCAUGACGAUCGCGACCAACCGGCUGACAUUAGAUCCAUUGCUUCACAGACUCAGUAUUAAUUACACUGGACCCCCGGUAAUCCGACAAAUGUUUUGGAAGGCAGUGUCGAUUUGUCGGAUUAUAGAGUACAACUGCCUGCGACCCCUAAGUCCAGUUUUUUUAACCCCCUGUCCAGUUUUUUUACAAACGGUACCGGCAAAAUAAUCCGACAAAUUAUAGAUCCCGUGAUAAGAUUAUAGUGUGUUUUACUCUGAAGUACAAACUAUAUAUCAUUAUGUACGAGUAUGCCUAUAAUAUUGCUUACGUUUAUUAUAAAUUAUCGUUAUUAAUGCUAUCAAAAAAUAUACAAAAAUCAUGUCGGAUUUCAGGAGACGCCUCAUUAGAUAGGGUCCGGAUUGUAGGUUAUUAUUGGCUCCAUUGUAUUUAUUUUUAUUAAUAAUAUUAUGUUUAAUUUAAUUAUUACUUAUUAUGUAUAAAUACUUAGUUGAGACAUUAUAUUAUAAGAAUUUUAAUGCUAUUACUUACCAAU
Messenger RNA from Bicyclus anynana (squinting bush brown), 4323 nucleotides. RefSeq lists its product as uncharacterized. Gene Ontology annotation, molecular function: cyclin-dependent protein serine/threonine kinase regulator activity. Gene Ontology annotation, cellular component: cytoplasm; nucleus; cyclin-dependent protein kinase holoenzyme complex. Lineage: Eukaryota; Metazoa; Arthropoda; Insecta; Lepidoptera; Nymphalidae. Gene Ontology annotation, biological process: regulation of cyclin-dependent protein serine/threonine kinase activity; mitotic cell cycle phase transition. The transcript has 6 exons. The coding region runs from base 109 to 1431 and encodes 440 amino acids. The record is from RefSeq and is a predicted model, not a curated record.